AUGAACGCCCCGGUAGCAUUGCUAUCGACUCUGGUAUCCCAGCUCAGCGAGGGCGACUGGGAAGGCUCGUGGCCUGUCUAUGGAGAUGAUGGCGAUGGAGAUGGCAAUGGUACUUCGCCUCUACCACCUGGUUCGGGGCCUACUCAGACAUUCAGCGGUAUGUUUAUCAUUGUGAACGCCCGCUUGGACGACCCUCGCAAAGCCCUGCGCACAGCGUCCUUGGUUUUCCACCCAGCUAACACUUUCAUUGGCUAUCGGCCUAACGAGCUUCUUGUUAUUCUGUUUCCUGCGGACAAGAUGGGACGUAGUCUAUAUGGGCCGGACGAAAUUGAAAGGCGAGUCCUCUUGUCUUUGCACUGGUCUAUCGCAAGCUCACUCGAAUGGGGAUUCGCAGACUUUUCCCCUACCCCUGCUCAUGACUCUGAUUCUAUUCGAUCAUCAUCUUCGAGUCGAUUCUUUGGGUGGAUAAUACCAACGCUCAAGACGUCGGACUUUACAGUGUUGCAGACUGUAGGGCUGGAUGCUGCUGUCCUCUUGAACUUUUACAAGAUGGCGUUCACCUUGUUCAGUCUGGCUUCCGUUUUGGCUCUGGUCGUGCUCAUCCCGCUGAAUCUAUUCCGGACCGGCUCUACGGACUCUGACCCCGACACUCCACAAAACGGAACCCUUCUUCUCACUUCUGCACACACCUACAAUUCCUCCUCCCCAGCCCAAUCAUCCCUCUACGACCUCCUCCUAGACCCCACCACAUCCUCCACCAUCCACCUCAUCUUCACCUACCUCUUCACAUUCCUCUGCCUCUCCUUCUUCCACAGCAACUUUCACAAAUUCGUGCUCGCCAAACAAGCAUUCGGCCUGCAGUUGAUACACUCCAUCUCGGCGAGGACGGUGUUGGUGACGAAUCUGCCGGCGUAUUUGAGAGGGGAAAGGGCGUUGGCAGAGUAUUUCGAAUCUUGCAAGUGGCAAGUGGAGAGCGUAAAUGUGUGCCGGCAGGUGGAUCUCCUCAAGACGGUAUUGGAGCGCAGGACGAGUGCUCUGAGAAAGUUGGAAGAAGCUUGGGCGGCGUGGGUUGGCAAUCCCGCGCAGUUGGGUGGGUAUGAUCCGCAUAUCUACUCUGGCAAGACGACGCCUCAAGAACAGGAACAACAGACGCAAGAGCCACACGAGGGUGUGCUGGUGGAUGUCGAUGGCGCAGAUAAUGGCGAUACGACUUCUCUCUUAUCUGCCGCGCCGCAAACGUACGGAGACGAUACUGAGUCCGACGGGCAACACCCACACGCACACAUUCACAUCCAAACGACCAGGCCCAGCCCUACUCUCCGCCCCAGAAUACUUGGGACAAAGGUGGACGCUAUCAAGCAUUGGGAGAAAAAGUUUAGGUUGGCAGAUGAAGAGGUGAAAGAGUUGAGACGGACGGGCAAGUUUGGAUCGACGCAUGCUGCUUUUGUGACUUUUGAAGAUGUCCGGGAUGCCCAAACAGCAUGCCAGGUCAUCCACUUUCCCCACCACUCUCAAGUCCUCACUGUGCCCGCACCCGAACCCCGCGACGUCCUCUGGGGCCACAUCUCCAUGUCUUCCCGCGAAAUGUCCAUCCGCGACCUCACCGUCAUGGCUUUCAUGGCGCUCCUCCUCGCUACUUGGAUUAUCCCCGUGUCGUCUCUCGCGACGCUGCUGUCGUAUCAGGAGAUUAAGAAGGUGUGGCCGGCUUUGGCGAGGGUGAUUGACAAGAGUCCGAGGUUGGCGGCGAUUGUGCAGAACUCUUUGCCGUCGUUGGCUUUGAUCACGUUCAACGGACUUUUGCCGUUCUUGCUUGAAUAUAUGAGUUAUGUGCAGGGCUUCAAGAGCCGAAGUGCUACCGAGUAUUCUCUCCUCCGAAAAUACUACCUCUUCUUGAUCAUCUCUGUCCUCUUCAUCUUCCUCCUCACAUCGACCUACUGGGCCCUCGUACGAGACCUUGUCGACACCCCAAUGAAGAUACCGGAGAAGCUUGCUAGGGCUUUGCAAGGGUCGAAUGUCAGGAAUUUUAUGGUCUCUUAUGUGAUGCUUCAGGCGCUGGGUUUGAUGCCGUUGCAGCUAUUGACGCUCGGUCCAUUACUCUCCCUGGGCUUUGCUCGGCUGUUCACCAAGACGCCCCGAGACUAUGCCGAAGCGAAUGCUCCUCCACAGCUAAACUAUGGCUGGAUCUACCCCCAGGCGCUGUUGAUCUUUACCAUUACGCUUGUGUAUAGCGUCAUGAGCCCGUUGAUCUUGAUCUUUGGUGCGAUCUACUUUGGCAUAGCGUACUUGGUGUUCAAGUACAAACUCUUGUUCAUCUACUUCAAGCCAUACGAAUCCAACGGCGAAGCCUGGCAUAUCACUUUCACUCGCCUCCUCUCCGCCCUCGUCCUCUUCCAACUGUUUAUGCUCGGCCUCUUUUCCCUCCGCCAAACCUUCUUUGCCUCUGCGCUGACUCUACCCUUGAUCUUGUGGACAAUAUGGAAAAGCUGGGUCAUGUUGAGUGAUUUCGGACCUCUGGGGCAGUGGUUGGCGAGGAGUAGUGUCUGUGAGGUUAUCGGAGGUGAAGGGGUUGGUGACGUCCUCGGAUUGGAGGAGGGUAUGACCAGGAGUUUAUCGUUGAUCAAUCACAGACGGUACGCCGUCAACGACGAAACCCUCUACGUUGCUCCCUCCGAUGCGCGCACCGACUACUCUCAGCCGCCAAUGUCCAACUUUUACAACGGCGUUCUCAACACUGGCCGACGGCGUUAUGCACACCCGGCUUUGGACGGAAGUUUGCCGACGCCGUGGUUGCCUGCUAUCGCGAAGGAAGGGGAAGAUGCAGGUGGAAGGGGAAGGGCGCUGGUAUUGAGCUUGAGAAGGAAGGUUGUCAAAAGGUUUAGGGAUGCGAGGGAGGCUGUCGUUUCGCGAAGCGGCACACCGCCGGGUAGGGAAGGAGAAGUAGGCGAGGGAGAGACGCUUUCAGUGCCGGAAGGCUGGGCCAGGGGCGAGGGCCCUUCGGGGUCGGCAGGUUCUCGCCAAAGUAGUGGUGGGACGUCGUUCGGUGCCAACCCUUGGUCGGCGCCGUCGCCUUCGAAUCAAAAGGCAAGAAGCGCAGAGCUGAGAAAGAAGCUGUCGUUCGAUCCGGCAAGUGGGAUUAUUGCGCUCCCCGAAGAAGGGAAUGUGUGGGGCGAUGAUGAUGAGCCAGAGUCGCCUGUAAGUGAUCUCAAUGCUUGA
Cryptococcus wingfieldii CBS 7118 is the source of this 3213-nucleotide messenger RNA. Its product is annotated as membrane protein. Gene Ontology annotation, molecular function: calcium-activated cation channel activity. The transcript is spliced from 13 exons. Lineage: Eukaryota; Fungi; Basidiomycota; Tremellomycetes; Tremellales; Cryptococcaceae. Gene Ontology annotation, cellular component: plasma membrane. The record is from RefSeq and is a predicted model, not a curated record. The coding region runs from base 1 to 3213 and encodes 1070 amino acids.